Humulus lupulus (European hop) is the source of this 888-nucleotide messenger RNA. RefSeq names its product protein bfr2-like. The coding region runs from base 1 to 888 and encodes 295 amino acids. The transcript has 5 exons. The record is from RefSeq and is a predicted model, not a curated record. NCBI's taxonomy places the organism in Eukaryota, Viridiplantae, Streptophyta, Magnoliopsida, Rosales, Cannabaceae.
AUGGCCGAGUGGUGUAACCACCUUAGGUGGCAGUUGUGGAAGGUAACCACCACCACCAAGGAUGGUGGUAAUGAUGAUGAUGAUGAUGAGGAGGAGGAGGAGGAGGACGAUGACGACAACGAUGAUGACGAAGAUGACGACGACAAUGAUGAUGAUGACGACGACGACGACGAAGAAGAUUCUAACAUAUCCAACCCUGUGGACAAAAUGAAAAAGGCCCUCGAGAUCGGGGCUGCCAAGGUGAAGGCUGUAGCCAAGAAGGCUGUGAGAGGCGUGCCCAAGCCGAAGCUGGUGCUGGAAUCUCAUUCUGUCGGGGAGGUUUUAGCUGUGGUCCCGAUUAGGACCGUCGAUUCGGCAGCUGCCCCAGCUCCCCACGCUCAUCCUCAGGAUGCUCUACUGGCUCAUCGGAAUGCCGACUUGGCGGCCAAGAUUUCUAUGAAGAUGGAGAUGAUCCAACUGGAGCUGGAGGUAGCCGUGAACCAGUGGGAAGCCACUAAGGAAUUCUUGGCCAAGGAGCAGAAGGUGAAGGCGCACGACGAGACCCGUCGCGAGAAAGAGCAGGCAGAUGCCAUGUUGGAGGUUACCUUCGAUGAGGCUAUCUACAUGGCCUGGCUCCAGGACAAAAAAAUGAACCUCCUGCUCUACCCUGACCCUGCUGUGAAGAGGGCUAAAUUUGAGGCCAAGGAGAAAGCAGAUGCGGAGCCCCUAGACGAGGAAGAGGUGGAUGAAACUGUCCCGGAUACUCUAACUUCAAUUUUUUCUGUCAUUCCAAUCUCUGGUGUAGCUGCCUUUGAAGAUACUUACGUAGUAGAUGACAUGUUUACCGGCCUCGUUGUGCUUCCUAUCCUUCAGAUGUUCUUCAGUAGCUUCUCUGUGGCUUUAGAUUAA